Symbiodinium pilosum is the source of this 1911-nucleotide messenger RNA. Lineage: Eukaryota; Dinophyceae; Suessiales; Symbiodiniaceae. The record is from the annotation of a GenBank genome assembly.
AUGGCUAUAUCGAAAACACCGCGGACAGACGCUUCGAAAUUCUCAGGAUCAAAGUCGCACCGUCAACUGGAUGAGGCUUACGAACUGAGCCCGGAACAGCUGGAUUUCUAUCACACGAAUGGCUUUAUUCGUCUGAAAAACGUGCUGGAUAGCGACUCAAUUGCCUACUACAACAUCGUUAUUACCGAAGCGGUCCGCAGUUGGACCCCCGCUAUAUUUCUUGCACAGUUGCGCAACGAUUGUGGCCCGGAACUGGCUGACAAGCUCAGGCCUUACCUUCUCGCAACAACAGCCCAGGGCGCCACAGAUACCUAUAGCCGGGCAUUUACCCAGAGGAUGAACCUUUGGCGCCACCAUGCUGAGAUAGAAAAGCUGGUGCGCAGCAAGCGCCUGGCAAAACUGGCUGCCGAUCUGAUGCAGGUGGAUGGUGUGCGCCUGUACCAUGAUCAAGCAUUGUUUAAGGAGGCACAGGGCGGCUACACACCCUGGCAUGUUGAUCAGUUCUACUGGCCACUGUCGAACAACAACACCAUCACGCUGUGGAUACCGCUGCAGGCUGUCAGUGCGCACAUGGGACCGCUGGCCUUCGCAGCAGGUUCCCACCAGGCCAUGCCUGAACAGGCCGCAGAUCUUGGCAUUUCGGACAAAUCUGAACAGAUGCUCAACAGCCUGAUGAAGAAUUUUGAAUACAUUAAUGCACCGUUUGACCUGGGCGAAGUGAGUUUCCAUAGCGGCUGGACCUGCCAUCGGGCUGAUGGCAAUAAAAGUGACCAGACCCGCGCCGCGUUUUCGCUCAUCUACAUGCAGGACGGCAUUCGCAUGAGUACCCCCAAGCAUCGAAAUCACGCCAUGGACGCGCAGAUGUGGCUCCCCGGCAUACAAAGCGGUGAAGCAGCCGCUUCACCCAUCAACCCCGUGCUGUUCUCACGUAAAUUCAUGGACUACUUACUUGAUCGCGACUGGCGCUCGCCGAUCCGUUAUCCCGACCCUGCCAUUGAAGUCCUGGACCAGGCUUUUCGCCAGUACGUGCUGGCUAGCGCAGCGUUGGAACGCAUCUGGACAGGCGGUCGCUGGACCGAAGGUCCUGUAUAUUUCGGUGAUUUACGCAGCCUCAUCUGGAGUGAUAUUCCCAACAACCGAAUGAUGCGUUGGGAUGAGACCAGCGGCGAAACCUCUGUUUUCAGGGCGCCUGCCGACUAUGCCAACGGCAAUACCCGGGACCUGCAGGGUCGGUUAAUCACCUGUGAACAUGGCAGCCGGCAGGUCACCCGCACAGAGCACGAUGGCACGGUAACUGUGCUGAUCAAACACUUCGACGGGAAGCGGCUGAACGCGCCAAACGAUGUGGUGGUCCAUCCCGAUGGUGCCAUCUGGUUCACUGACCCCGGCUACGGUAUUCACUGGCACUACGAAGGCCACAAAGCGCAGUUCGAACUGCCCACACGAAUCUAUCGCCUCGAUCCCGACAGCGGUGCAGCUACAAUCGUGGAUGAACAGCUCAACAAACCCAACGGACUGGCCUUCUCCCCGGAUUAUAAAAAACUCUACGUUUCCGAUACCGGUGCAUCACAUACUCCGGGGCAUCCACGAGCGAUCCACGUGUUCGACGUCAUCGACAAUGAACGCUUGAGCCCACCUACGCAGUUCUGCGACUUUGAAACUGCCGGGCCUGAUGGCUUUCGCGUAGAUACGCAGGGCAACUUAUGGUGCGGGGCUGCCUGGGGCGACGCUGGCGCAGACGGUGUAUUUGUCUACGCGCCAAACGGUAAAAAGAUUGGCGCGAUCCACCUGCCCGAGGGGGUAUCAAACGUUUGUUUUGGGGGACCGAAGCGCAACCGCCUGUUCAUGACUGGGUCGCAGUCCGUUUAUGCACUUUAUGUUGACGCUCAGGGUAUGCCCUACCCGGGAUAA